This is a messenger RNA of Phycodurus eques (leafy seadragon), 2835 nucleotides long. It is a transcript of the gene tmem176l.4, whose product is annotated as transmembrane protein 176l.4. Gene Ontology annotation, cellular component: membrane. The transcript has 8 exons. Bases 275 to 1273 code for a protein of 332 amino acids. The record is from RefSeq and is a predicted model, not a curated record. NCBI's taxonomy places the organism in Eukaryota, Metazoa, Chordata, Actinopteri, Syngnathiformes, Syngnathidae.
UGUAGUCCUGGACAGUCGACGCUUCAACGACCACAACAAUGCAAAUGUGAUGCUAAUAUUUAUUGCAUUAAAUUAAUUUAUAGCUCUUAAUAACACACGCAAGAUUUUGUGAGAGCACAGUGUUUUUUUUAUAUUUGUUGUAGUUAUCCAAGUGGCUCUUCACAAUUCAUUAGCCAAACAAAGACGGAAGUCGACAAGCGACAGUCAGUCCAGUCCAUCCAAGACUCGAACAGAUUUUUGUCCUCGGACCUACCAAAACCAGACCGAGGCAAGGAUGCCUGUGACCAUCGCCAGAGCUCACGGUGUCACCGUGUUCAUGCUGACGUCGGACCCUAAAAGUCGCUGUCCUCCUUUGUGCCAAAUCCUCAAGAGCCUGUCCUACAGCCCCUCGUGCUGUGGAGUGUCCCAGCACAUGAGGGCCACCAUGGGGACUUCUCAAGCCAUACUGGGGGCCCUGCAGAUCGCCGUGGGCUUGAUCACCAUCACACUCGGCGUCAUCCCCAUGUUCGGGGGCUUUGAGGACCCCUGGUGGAACAUGGAUAUGAAUUUGUUCUCCCUCUGGAUGGGAUCCGUGUUUGUGCUUUUCGGCAUCAUCUGCAUUUUGUCUCAGAAUUACCCAAGUCUGUGUCUGGUUAUCAUCAACGUGAUUCUGAACCUCUCUGGCGUGUUAUUCGCCAUCGCCAACAUCAUCCUCUGCGGCAUCAACAUAGGCGUCAUUGACAUUUGGGACGUGUGCGAGCCCAGAUAUGACGACCGCUUCAGCUAUGAGGGCCGCUUUGACCGGACCGCUCAGAAGCCCACGCAGAGUCCCAACGAGAAGCUCUUGGAGAAGGAAUGCUUGCAGGGGAAAGAGUUCCUUAAUAUGUUCCUGAGAGGCCUCAACGGCGUUCUGCUGCUGUUGGGAGUCCUGGAGCUGUGCCUGGCGAUCAGCUCCUCCGUCUUGGCCAUCAAGGCACUGAGGAGCAGCGAGAAAGGAUGCUGCAAGGCUCCACUGCUCUUUAGAACUAAGGGAGUCCUGACCGGCUCUCCGUUUAAAGGCUUAGAGCUCCCCGUUGUCCCUGCGUAUUACACAAUCAACCAACGACUUGAGCUUGCUAAAGCCGGCGUCGAGAGAGAUUCGCCAAGGUUGUCACAGCCGCUUGUGAAGCGUCGGCCCCGCUUCAAUGAGGCUUCACCUUCGCAGAGUAACCUGAGCAGAUGUUGGAGCCUUGAUGAUCCAGAAGAGUACAAAGUGCUUCCAGAGGAGGACGUUAUCGCCAACCCUUCAGCCUAAAAAGCGGAUACUUCUUCUUUGUACCGCAACUCCACGACAUUCAGAAUUACACUUUUAGUUUAUAUUUCAUAUACUCAGCAUCUUUUGGAAUUGAUAAAACAUUUUACAAGUUAAGAUGAACAUCAUUGAUAUUUUGCCAUCUUUUGCACUUGAUUUUAUACUUCAUUAUAGGUUUUCUUUUCUUAGUCUAUUUUUUUUUUUUCAAACUCACUGAUUGUAUACUGGAGGGGAAAGAGAGCUUUUUGCAGAAAACAACAAAAAAAAAAAUCACAUUCUUUCUAUAGGUUUUUAUGUUUUGGAAUAAAGUCACAAAAAAAAACAACAAUUUUAAUCUGGUAAUAUUUACACCUUUUUGUUCGGACUUUAUUUAUAUCAAAAGAAAGAAAAGAUUGUCAGGUUCAAACAACCUAGAACAUUUAAUGAACAACAAACAAGGAAGGAAGACAAGACAAGCUGUUGCUGCGUAAACUACUAUAAGAGUAAACAUGAGAUAACCUAUGUACAUUUAUUCUAACAAAGAUUGCAACAUUAAUUUCCUAAUAUUAAGGUUUUUAAAAUUAUAGAUUUAAUCUUGGUUUUAAUAUUUUGCUCUUUUAUUUCAAAAAUAUGAAUUUCAUCUCGUAAUAUUACAAUUUUAAAAAAUAAUUUAAAUAGUUUUCUCUCGAAAAAAGUUCUUUAUUCUUGUAAUAUUUCAACUUUUUGCUUUAAAAAUUACAACUUUGUCAUAAUAUCAGACUUUUAAUCUUGUAAUAUUCCGACCUUUUAGAAAAAAAAAGAUUAGAAUCUAAGACUUGAAACUUUUCUUUAAAAAUGUGACUAAUCUCAAAGUAUCAUGCAUUUGAAAAAACAAAACUUUUAAUAUGAUGUUUUUAAAAAAUAAAUCUGGUCAUAUUCGAUAUUUUUUCUUUAAAAGUUAGAACUUUAAUAUUGGGAGGUUUUUUUUCUUACAAAAUAAAACUAACCUUGUAAUAUUAUGACUUAAAAAAAAAUAAAACACUGGAAUGUUGGAAUUAAAAACAAAACAAAAAAACCUGACUUAAAUCUUAUAAUGUUGCGCUUUUUUUAAAUACAUUUUUAAAUCUAGAAAAAGUUCAAUGAAUUUUUUUCUUCCAAUUAAAAUUGUAAAUGAAUUUGAAUCUUGCAAUAUAUUUUUUUUACACUUUGUUUCAAACGUGAAGAAAAAAAGUUCAAUUAAUAAAGGUCAUACCUUUUAAAAUUGUAAAUAGAAAAUGAUGGAUGGAUGCAGAGGCGACAGAACCUGGGAGGGAGUGGGGGAACGCACCCCCCCCCCCUUUUUUUUAACUGCCUUUGAUGUGCCCCUCUGCUCUUUUUACCACAUUAUAUUUUCAUCCCCCUUAUUUAUUGCACUUGGUUGUGCCAAUCUGAGCAUAUGUUGCUUAUCAGUAGCAUAAUAAUGCAUUAUUCGAGGUUUCUUUUUGUUUUACUUUCGAACUUUACCCCAUCAGGAUUGUUCUCAUUUGCUGUAUUUUCUGAUCAUGAGCUCUUCGUGACAAUGUGUGUUUCCCUGAUUAAAUCAAUUAUAUUCAAUUGUUCUUAUACAA